This is a messenger RNA of Anneissia japonica, 2619 nucleotides long. Its product is annotated as aromatic-L-amino-acid decarboxylase-like. NCBI's taxonomy places the organism in Eukaryota, Metazoa, Echinodermata, Crinoidea, Comatulida, Comatulidae. Gene Ontology annotation, biological process: serotonin biosynthetic process; catecholamine metabolic process; amino acid metabolic process. The record is from RefSeq and is a predicted model, not a curated record. Bases 40 to 1512 code for a protein of 490 amino acids. Gene Ontology annotation, molecular function: aromatic-L-amino-acid decarboxylase activity; pyridoxal phosphate binding. The transcript is spliced from 11 exons.
UUUCUUUCCUCCUCAAAAUGUGACAAAAAUGCAGCAACCAUGACGGAUUCAAAUGAAUUCCGAGAGCGAGGAAAGGAAAUGGUUAACUACAUAGCAGGCUACAUAGACAGCAUUGAAAAAAGACCGCCCCUAGCACAGGUAGAACCUGGAUACCUCAGCAAACUGAUUCCCAAUUCAGCACCACAGAAGCCUGACCAAUGGGAAGACAUUAUGAAAGAUGUCGAGCAAGCCAUCAUGCCAGGAGUAACCCACUGGGAUAGUCCCAAUUUCCACGCUUAUUAUCCAACUGGUAAUUCUUUCCCAUCAAUUCUCGGAGACAUGCUGAGUGAUGUCAUUGGAUGCAUUGGAUUCACUUGGAUUGCCAGUCCAGCGUGCACAGAGCUUGAAACGAUUGUAAUGGAUUGGUUGGGGAAGAUGGUUGGUUUACCAGAUGAGUUCUUGGAUGAGGGUGUUGGCAAGGGAGGCGGAGUGAUACAGGGUACAGCUAGUGAGUCCACGUUGGUGUCACUUCUAGCGGCCAAAAUGAAGCGAAUUCGCCAGGUACUUGAGGAGGACCCAGACAAAAACAAAGACGAGUAUGAUGUUUUGCCAAAGCUAGUGGCAUAUACUUCGGAUCAGGCACAUUCAUCAGUUGAACGAGCAGCACUGAUUGGCUCGAUCAGAAUGAGAAGCCUGCCAUCAGAUGAUGAGAAUGCUUUCCGAGGAGAGGCAUUACAGAAAGCAAUAGCAGAAGACAAAGCCAAGGGCUUGAUACCUUUUUUUGUUUGUGCUACACUAGGAACCACAGGAUGCUGUGCCUUUGACAAUUUAACAGAACUUGGAGAAAUUUGUGAGAAAGAAAAUAUUUGGAUGCAUGUGGAUGCUGCUUAUGCAGGUACAGCUUUCAUCUGUCCAGAAUUCAGAUAUCUUAUGAAAGGCAUCCAAUAUGCCACUUCAUUCAAUUUUAACCCCCACAAAAUGAUGCGAGUGAACUUUGACUGUUCCGCAUUGUGGGUAAAGGAUGAGGCCGAUAUUGUGCAUGCCUUUCACGUUGACCCUUUCUACCUCAAACACAAACACCAAGGAGUUGUGAAAGAUUAUAGGCACUGGCAGAUUCCUCUGGGACGGCGUUUCCGAUCGUUGAAACUCUGGUUUGUUCUUCGCAUGUUUGGAAUUGAGCGGCUACAGGACCAUGUUAGGAAACAAGUGCAGUUGGCCCAUGAAUUUGAGAAGCUAGUUCUGUCGGAUUCUCGUUUUGAGAUUGUGAGCCGUGUAAUUCUAGGCUUGGUGAGCUUCAGACUAAAGGUUUCAGAUGAACAAAAUGAGAAAUUACUAAAAGCGAUCAACGACAGUGGUAAGAUACAUAUGGUGGCAGCGAACCUGAAGGGUCAAUUUCAACUGAGGUUUGUCAUCUGUUCCGCCUCAACAGAGCUAAAGCAUGUGCAAUUUGCUUGGGAGGUUAUUCAGGGACUCACUGACAGUCUAGAAAACAAAGAGGGCAGUGUUCAUAAUUUGAAUGGCGCUAAUUCCUAGUGUUUCCAAUGUAAAUUUAUUUUAAACUUAUUUUCACUUUAUACUACUUGUUCUUCCAACAGGACUCAAGUAACAUUAGGUGAAAAAAAAUUAGUUUAAUUUAUGUUACUUAAACCUUGUCGAAAAUACACUCCAAAUUUAUUAAAUAAACCAUAUACAGUGUUUAAUACCACUGGUGUUGUGAAAACCUCAAGAAUUUAUGAAGUUAUAAAAUAGAAAUAAUUAAAUAGUACUGUAUGUAUGUGUGCUCUAUUUUUACCGGUAUAUGUAAUGUGAAAUGUAAAUGUAAGUUUGUUUUAAUGACUAGUAAAUAUAGAGAUGCAAUUUUGUAUCUACCAUCAUUUAUACCAUGCCAUUUCCAAAGGAUUCAUAGGUCCAAGUUGUCAGAAAAACAAGAUCGAAUUUAUCAAGCUAUAAAAUCAAAAUAUAAAUAAUUAAAUAGUACUGUAUGUAUGUAUGUGCUAUACCAGGGACGUAUCCAGGGGGAGGGGGAGAGCCCUGGGAGCUGCGGCUCCCCCUUUGUACACAGUGUUAAAAUUUGAAAGCUUGUUCUUGAACCAAUUCAAAUUCUUUCUGGGAUCGCUUAAAAUGAAUACUUCGAAAGCAUAUAAAUAUGCAUCAGUACACGUUAUACAUAGGCCUAAUAGGACACAUAGGCCUAAGCGUGAUUAAAAAAAUCUUAAAUCCAUAAAUCUAAGGCCAGUUUUUUAAGAUAUAGAAAUGUGAUACUUUAUGGUUCAGUUUCGUUUUUAUCCUUUUGCAAGUUUCUUUAAAGUUUUGUUUAAUAAUACUACUGUACUAUGUAUUCAAAUACCUAUUUUAGAAUAAAUUAGAGCAACGAUAUUAAACUAAGCAUUUGACCUUAGACUGUUUGAGGAACUAGAAUUUGAAUUACGUAACUUUAACCUGCCAACAAGUUACAACAUUACUAUGUAUUCAGAUACCUAUUUAGAAUGAAUUAACUCUAAUGUGCAUAAGUUAUAGGCAAAGGUAUAUAAACCUCAGGAUAUCUGAAUUCGGUUUAUUUGUUUUGUUACACUGAAGAUGUCGUAUUGAAUACGAAGAAAUAUGUCUGGUUCUAUUAAAAGUAUUUUUGUUGCUCUUAAA